Galdieria sulphuraria is the source of this 956-nucleotide messenger RNA. Its product is annotated as tubulin folding cofactor B. Bases 38 to 733 code for a protein of 231 amino acids. Gene Ontology annotation, biological process: tubulin complex assembly; post-chaperonin tubulin folding pathway; cytoplasmic microtubule organization. The transcript has 4 exons. Gene Ontology annotation, cellular component: cytoplasm; nucleus; microtubule plus-end. The record is from RefSeq and is a predicted model, not a curated record. Gene Ontology annotation, molecular function: microtubule plus-end binding; alpha-tubulin binding. NCBI's taxonomy places the organism in Eukaryota, Rhodophyta, Bangiophyceae, Galdieriales, Galdieriaceae.
AGCGCGCGUUUUCCUUUAUCUUUCAAAUUGUUUCACGAUGAGUUCGUCAACUUUGAUCUUAGACGUCUCACACUCCAAACGACCUCUGGUCUUUAGAGAGAUACGUUUUCAACCAGAAUGGACGUUAGAACAUGUCAAGAAGAAACUCGAAGUCGUUACUGGAACUUUGCAUUCUGACUUCUUAAUAGAAGUAUACGAUGACAGAUUCCAGAAAAUUGGUGAAAUGGUUGACGACCAACAGGCCACUCUAGGUUCCCUUCCUAUCAGGAAUGGAUAUCGUUUGCAUAUAGUCGAUCACCGCGAAGAAGACUGGUCAGAAGACCGUAUAUGGAAAGAGGACGAAGGUCAUAUGGUUUCAAAAUAUCAAGUCCCAGAAGAAAACUAUGCACAAAGAGAAGUCAGUGGGAGGAAGUUUCGUGAAGAGAUGCUUCAAGCCAAAGCGUCAUAUUCAAACAAUGACGUUGACAUUCAUAUUGGAGAUAGAUGCCUCGUGGGUCCGGAUAAUCGCCUUGCAACUGUUCGAUAUAUAGGAAAGCUUCCUGCAAGUGACGUAGCAACUGAGUUUGUCGGAGUCCAGUUUGAUGAUCCUGUAGGAAAGAAUGAUGGCAGUUUUCAAGGACAUUAUUACUUUCAUUGCGAAUCAGGAUACGGAAGCUUUGUGCCGUAUCAUAGGAUAACCAAGAUGCAGACUAUCCAACCAGAAGUAGGGAAUCAGGCUCUAGAAGAAUUGUAGAACGUUGUCAUUUUGUAAGGAAAAUAUCGAUAUUUGGAAGAGUUUUUAUUCUUUUGGUCAAAUGCAAUGACUUGUUUAUGGAGGGCAACGUUACAGGGGUUUGUGUCGACAAGUUUUUUGUGCACAAGGUUCAACCCAAAUAAACAUGUAUAUUCCAAACUAUAUCAAAAUUUCAAGAGAAAGCCUUCUUGUUUUGAUAAUAUUCAGGACUAUCUGACAACGA